This is a messenger RNA of Trichobilharzia szidati, 767 nucleotides long. The record is from the annotation of a GenBank genome assembly. Lineage: Eukaryota; Metazoa; Platyhelminthes; Trematoda; Strigeidida; Schistosomatidae.
CUUGUUAGCAGACGAUGUUUGUGCACUUAUCAGGAGUUCUAAUUUUUUUACAAGUUGCCUAUGCUAUUGAGCAAAGUCGAGGUGCUCUAGGUCCUCGAAUCUUUACCUUUGUUCAUGGAGAUGAAGCAGCCAAACUUAAUUUUUCUGCUGCUGAGGACUACUGCAGAAAUUCUAUUGGAAAGAAUUCAGAUUCUGCUGAUCAGGUCAGCUUUAUUGAUGUAAAGAGUUCAGAUCACCUGUCUGCACACGCAUUAUCAAAGACUAAGGAUGGUGGAUUAAUUCUACAAACCAGCCUUGCAUCCAUACAUUCUUAUCCAGAAAAUACUGCCAUCAUAAAAUGGGUAUCACAAAAAGAAAAGAACUCUUUUUGGAUUGGUGGACAGGUCACUAAAACAAUGAAUGAGUUCCUAAGGUCCAUUUACGUUCUUCACUGGACUGAUGGUAGCAAAAGUGACUUCAGUCUUUUACGUUUACCCAACCCAGAAUUAACAUCAAUGGUUGUUGGUGAACAUCGAUGUAUAUCAGUGGACUAUAGUUCUGGACAAUGGGGAGUUCACCUGUGUUCUGAGAAGAAAUACUUCAUUUGUUUAACUGUCCCAGUAUUUUACCCUGAGAAAGAGAAAAAUUUUUCUUCUCAUCCUCAGCAUAAGAAAUUCGAGACAGUGGAAUCAGUAACUGGAGACGAACUAGAAAAUAUAUAAAAACUUCAGUGGUUAUCUAAGUAGGUUGUGAACUCUUUUCCAUAUGUUAUGGCUAUAAACUAUGUG